GGGGGGAGGCCGUUACGUUCGAAUCGCCCCCUCCCCCACCACCAACGGCUGCGCGCUGCCGUUAGCCCUCUCGUGCCCCCUGGGCCCCUGUGGGGGCAUCACCCCGCAGCGAGCGCGAAGGGGUCCGGCUCCUCCGCAGCCUUCCCGGGGAGCCCUUCUGGCGGCAGAGGUGCUGCCCGGGCUGCGGGAGGAGUGCCGGUAACAGGUGGGGGGCGGUUGGGGAGGCUUGUGGAGCGAGCAGAGGGGGAAGCGGCUGUCCUCUCCAGAAGAAAAAGUGGCAGCUGAGAGACGUGGCGGGAACCCGGCUGGCCCUUCAGCCCCACGCAGCUCCCCGGCCUGAGCUCGAGGGAGGGAAGGAAAUAUAUUCAAAGCAGUCUUUCUGGUGGCAAGUGUGACUUAGUGUAUGUCUAUUCCUAUUUAUGAAAUUAUAUUGUUCCUUUUGAAAGAGGAGUGAUUUGGUGGUGAUGGAGUGCUGCCACUGACAGAUGGACUCACAGGAAAGAAGUUCAGAAGAGGCAGAAGGAGCCAAAGAGAGAGGCCUGGUCUAUGUUUGGAAGGCUGGUUCCUGCCCUGUAACUCCAGAAAGACUUCCAGGCCUCAAUGGAAAGACUGUUUUGCAGGCAGCCCUUGGAAUAAAUCAUGGCUUACUUCUAACAGAAGGUGGAGAGGUCUACAGUUUUGGAAAGCUUCCCUGGAGAGCAGGACCAGAGGAGUCGUGUGCUAAUAGUCCUAUCUUAGAAAAAACUUUGCUUGGGCAGCAUGUUAUUACAGUGGCAGCUGGCAGCUUCCAUAAUGGAGCCGUGACAGAAGGUGGUGUGGUCUACAUGUGGGGAAACAAUUCUGCUGGCCAAUGUGCAGUUGCUAAUCAACUGUAUGUGCCAGAACCACAACCCAUCAGUAUUUCUGAUUCUGAAACCAGUCCUCUGCUAUCAGUCAGGAUUUUGCAGCUAGCAUGUGGAGAGGAGCACACCCUGGCACUAUCACUAAGCAGGGAAAUAUGGGCCUGGGGGAGUGGCUGCCAGCUGGGUCUCAUAACAACAACUUUCCCAGUGAUAAAGCCACAGAAGGUAGAGCACCUGGCAGGACGUGUUGUGCUCCAGGUUGCUUGUGGAGCUUACCACAGCCUGGCUCUGGUACAGUGUCUCCCUGUGCAGGAAAUGAAGCCUAUCCCAGAGAGGUGCAAUCAUUGCAGCCAGCUCCUCAUUACCAUGACAGACAAGGAAGAUCACGUAAUCAUAUCAGAUAGUCAUUGUUGCCCACUGGGUGUAGCACUGGCUGAUACCCAAACAGAAAAUCUUCUCUCCUGUCCUUCACUGGAGACCCUAGAAAGAAAAAGUGUAACAGGUAGCCAAAGUGAAGACUGUCAGAAAUCCAUUGUGGAAGAACAUACACUUGUUGCUUUAGAACCUGAUGGAGCAAGCAUGCUUUCCAACAACGAUGGGCAGGAGGACAGUGGAAUCUCUAGUCCUGGGAAAAUUCUGUUCCCCGACAAAAAAGAAGUGAAAGAGUACAGUUUAUCAGAUAACUUAUUAAAUGAGAGCCUGGAGAAAAGUGUCAGUACAGGACCUGAGCAGCCUUCUCAAGAGCAACAACUUGGUGCUUUUGUGUCGGGCCCUCCAAGUACCAGCACAUCUGCCUUGAACAGCUUGGUGGCCUCUUGUGCAUCAGCAGUUGGUGUGAGAGUAGCUGCUACAUAUGAAGCUGGAGCAUUGUCUCUGAAGAAAGUAAUGAACUUCUAUGGCACAUCUUCAAGUGAAAUGGGAUCUCAAUCUGGCAGCAGUUCCCCAGGGCCUGAAGGUCUGAAAGACAGUCGAGAAGAGCAGGUCAGACUGGAAUCCAUGCAAGGAAAGAAGAGUUCCAGUUUAGUAGACAUUAGAGAGGAAGAAUCUGAAGGAGUGAGCCGAAGACUUUCCCUGCCUGGCUUGUUGUCACAAGUUUCUCCUAGACUCUUACGGAAGGUAGGGCGGGCAAAAAUGAGGACUGUAGCUCUGACUCCAACCUACAGUGGUGAGGCUGAUGCUCUUUUACCAUCUCUAAGAACGGAGGUAUGGAGCUGGGGAAAGGGGAAGGAAGGACAACUGGGACAUGGUGAUGUUCUGCCAAGGCUUCAGCCACUGUGUGUGAAAAGCCUAGAUGGCAAGGAAGUGAUUCAGCUGUCUGCUGGUGGCCAUCAUUCCUUAGCACUCACUGCCAAAUCCCAGGUGUAUUCAUGGGGCAGCAAUACCUCUGGCCAGCUUGGUCACUUAAAUUCCCCAACAACAGUCCCUCGUCUUGCAAAGGUAUUUGGUGAUGGUGUUUGGAGUACAGCAGCAGGACCAGAUUAUUCCCUGUUCUUGACAGAUGAGGAAGAUUUCCAACCUGGAUUAUAUUACAGUGGCCAGGAGACAACAAAAGAAAAUAACUUAUAUGAAAAUAACUGUACAAAGAGUCCAGUUCUGUUACUAUCUUGUAGUAAGAUAGGGUACAUAAGCAAUGUGAUAGCUGGUGGGGAAAACUGUUUGGUCUUGGUAGACAAAAACAUAAUGGGAUAUAUUGCCAGUUUGCAUGAGUUGGCCUCUACUGAAAGAAGAUUUUAUUUUAAACUGAGUGAGAUCAAAUCUCAGGUUCUUAGACCUCUUCUAGGUUUAGAUAACUUGGGCAAUGCAAAUACAAUCCAAUUGUUGCAGGAAAUGGCAAGCAGGUUCAGCAAGUUAUGCUAUCUCAUUGGUCAACAUGGAGCUGCUUUAAGUAGCUUUCUUCAUGGAGUAAAAGAAGCGAGGAGCUUGGCCAUCCUGAAGCAUUCCAGUCUCUUCCUGGAUAGUUACACCGAGUAUUGCACUUCAGUAACAAACUUCCUGGUAAUGGGAGGAUUUAUGCUCCUUGCAAAGCCAGCAAUAGACUUCUUAAGUAAAAACCAGGAGCUGUUACAGAAACUGUCUGAGGUGAAUGAGGAAAACACCCAACUAGUGGAAGUUCUAAAUGCUCUGUUUUUCAUGCCAUUUGGACGACUUCAUAAUUAUGCUAGGACUUUGCUAAAGCUUGCUACAUGUUUUGAAGUGGCAUCUCCAGAAUACCAAAAAUUACAGGAUUCUAGUUCUUGUUAUGAGAGCCUCGCUGUCCACCUUAGCAGAAAAAGGAAAGAAGCAGAAUACACACUGGGCUUCUGGAAGACCUUUCCUGGGAAAAUGACGGAUUCCUUGAGGAAGCCAGAGCGUCGUUUAAUCUGUGAAAGUAGCAAUCGGGGGUUGUCCCUACAGCAUGCUGGGAGAUUCUCCGUUAACUGGUUCAUCCUCUUUAAUGAUGCUCUGGUGCAUGCUCAGUUCUCAACGCACCAUAUUUUUCCCUUGUCCACACUGUGGGUAGAGGCUGUUUCAGAAGAAGCUGGUAAUGUGAAUGGUUUGAAGAUUACAACUCCAGAAGAACAGUUUAUUCUUCUUUCUUCAACACCACAGGAAAAGACCAAGUGGUUGAGGGCAAUAAGCCAAGCAGUGGAUCAGGCCCUUAGAGGGACUUCAGAAUUAAUCUUACAUGGAGCCGGUGGGAACAUUCCACGACAGGAACCUCCUAUUUCUCGUAGUGCCAAAUACACCUUCUAUAAAGAUCCUCGACUUAAGGAUGCCAUGUAUAAUGGGAGAUGGCUUUCGGGGAAACCCCAUGGCAGAGGAAUCCUUAAAUGGGCAGAUGGCAGAAUGUACUCUGGGACUUUCCGAACUGGGCUAGAGGACGGGUAUGGUGAAUACAGAGUGCCAAACAAAGCGUUGAACAAGGAUGACCAUUAUGUGGGUUACUGGAAGGAAGGCAAAAUGUGUGGGCAUGGAGUCUACAGCUAUGCUACUGGUGAGGUGUAUGAAGGGUGUUUUCAGGAUAACAUGCGUCAUGGGCAUGGUCUGCUGCGCAGUGGGAAGCUAACCUCUUCCUCUCCCACUAUGUUCAUUGGACAGUGGACAAUGGAUAAGAAGAAUGGUUAUGGAGUUUUUGAUGAUAUCACAAGAGGAGAAAAGUAUAUGGGAAUGUGGCAAGAUGAUCUCUGCCAAGGAAACGGUGUUGUGGUUACUCAGUUUGGACUGUAUUAUGAAGGGGCCUUCAGCACCAACAAAAUGAUGGGGACUGGAAUUCUGCUUUCUGAGGAUGAUACAGUCUAUGAAGGGGAAUUUGCAGAUAACUGGACUCUGAGUGGAAAGGGAACGCUGACUUUGCCAAAUGGAGAUUAUAUUGAAGGUCUCUUCAGUGGAGAAUGGGGAUCUGGAAUAAAAAUCACUGGAACCUACUUCAAACCUAGCUUAUAUGAGAGUGAAAAGGACAAACCUAAAGCCUUGCGGAAACUUGGGAUCUUGUCAGUGCCUCCUGAUGAGAAGUGGAAGGCUGUAUUUGAAGAAUGUUGGAACCAGCUGGGUUGUGAGAGCCCAGGCCAGGGGGAUAGAUGGAAAGCUUGGGACAACAUUGCAGUGGCCCUGACCACCAACCGACGGCAACACAAAGACAGCCCGGAAUUACUGAGUCGUUCACAUACUCAGACACUGGAAAGUUUGGAGUUCAUUCCACAACACAUUGGUGCCUUCACCCUGGAAAAAUAUGAAAAUAUAAAAAAAUAUUUGAUAAAGGCUUGUGAUACCCCUCUCCAUCCUUUGGGGAAGCUGGUGGAGACACUAGUAGCUGUCUACAGAAUGACCUAUGUUGGAGUAGGAGCUAAUCGACGGUUACUGCAGGAGGCUGUAAGAGAGAUAAAGUCCUACCUCAAACGCAUCUUCCAACUGGUUAGGUUCUUGUUCCCUGAUCUUCCAGAAGAGGGCAGCACAAUUCCAUUUCUGGUGACAGAGACAAAGGGAAGGCGAUCAUUCUGCAGUGGGAAAUCUGAUUCCAGAUCAGAAUCUCCUGAACCGGGCUACGUUGUAACCAGUUUUGGCUUACUGCUCCCUGUAUUAUUGCCACGACUCUACCCUCCUCUGUUUAUGUUGUAUGCCUUAGACAAUGAGCGUGAAGAAGAUAUUUACUGGGAAUGUGUUUUACGCCUAAAUAAACAAACUGAUACAGCUCUUCUAAGUUUUCUCGGGGUGCAGGCGAAAUUUUGGCCAGGAACUGUAUCCAUCCUUGGAGAGAUUAGAAAGGUAUCACCAAAUACAAAAGAUGCCUGCUUUGCCUCUGCAGUUGAAUGUUUACAGCAAAUCAGUACCACCUUUACCCCAGCUGACAAAUUGAAGGUGAUCCAACAAACUUUUGAAGAGAUCUCUCAGAAUGUACUUGAGACUCUUCAGGAAGAUUUUCUGUGGUCUAUGGAUGACUUAUUUCCUGUUUUUCUCUAUGUGGUGCUACGAGCCAGGAUAAGGAAUUUGGGAUCUGAAGUACACUUAAUUGAAGACCUGAUGGAUCCUUAUCUUCAGCAUGGGGAACAAGGCAUCAUGUUCACUACCUUGAAGGCAUGUUACUACCAGAUUCAACAUGAAAAGCUUACUUAAACUAUCAUUUACAACCUGGCGCUGUGGGAUAAUCUACUGAGUGGAACUUCAUUAAUACUCGCUCUCCUCCCUGGAGUGGCGCCAAAAACAUGAAAAUACUCUGAAGUUACAGAUGUUCUUUACAGAUGAACAUACUCUGGUUUUACUUCUGAACUUUCAAUUUAAGAUCGGAAAAUUGCAGCUGGAGGCUAGCUAUGAAGAGGUGAUGAAGACAGCGAUAAUGGAAUUUGGUUUGCCAAGCACUUUCCAAGAAGAAAUUAUUUCCUACUUUAACAGAAAAAUUAUUUAUUCCUUUUAAAUUAACAGUACUUCAAAAAGGCAUGGCAUCUACAUAGAGUACAUGUGAAAGUCUGGGCCAUGUAGCUUCCAAAAUAGUAGGUUUGUUUUUAUUAUUCCUGGUUUGUCAACAGGGAUGUUUAAAGAGAAUGAAUUGCACCACAGAACCAUUCAGUCUUCCUUAAUUCAGCUGUUACUAUAUAUGUUUGUUAAAAAUGUUAGUAUUUAUAAUGGGUAGCCUAUAGUGUGUUUUGGUGUAAAGGUUUUGAGGCAUCUUCUGUUGAACAGAACUGCUGAAAGCAGUGUUAUAAUGUGCUAUUGUGGAAAUAAUCACACUGUUACAGACUUCCCUAUUUACUAGAAUUAUAAAUAUGUAGGCACUCACUACUCUUUAUGAAAAAAACAAAAGGGGCUGACUGGUUCCUAUUUUGACACUGAAUUAAAUACUUGAAAUCUGUAAAGUGUUCAGCUUUGUUACCUUGAGAUCCAAGGAUAAACACUUUCUUCAGAAAAGAAUAAAGUCCCAUGUGAUAGGAAAAUGGGAACAUACUUUUUAACAAACUGACAAUGGAUAAAGUUUGAGACUUUUGCCUGUAACUUGCUAGUUACUUAUAUGUCAGAAAGAAAGAAACACCCAUAUCAUUGCAUUUUUGAAGACAGAGAGAACAAGUAAUUUCAGUGGGGGAGUUUUGUGUAUGUGUGUGUUUCUGUGGUUUAUGGUUAAGUUUAUUUAUACCAAUAACACUGAUGGAUAACUUGGGUAUUGUAGAUGCUGUUAUUUAUCAUGGCUAACACAAAAAAGGCAGGGGGGAAUUGAUUAUGGAAUGUUGUUAUGGCUUAAGUUAUCUCAAAUUACCAUAGAUAAUGCUAAUCAUAUUUUGAAAAAAUAAUCAUGGCCUGUAUAUUGGCACUUAAAUGGUUUGAAAAAGCAUAUGUCAAAAUACUGUUGGGAACAGUGACUGUAAUGUAGCAAUUUUCAUAAUAAAGUAAAAAAAUUGUUCUUUCUGA
Dromaius novaehollandiae (emu) is the source of this 6716-nucleotide messenger RNA. It is a transcript of the gene ALS2, whose product is annotated as alsin Rho guanine nucleotide exchange factor ALS2. Gene Ontology annotation, molecular function: small GTPase binding; guanyl-nucleotide exchange factor activity. The record is from RefSeq and is a predicted model, not a curated record. NCBI's taxonomy places the organism in Eukaryota, Metazoa, Chordata, Aves, Casuariiformes, Dromaiidae. Gene Ontology annotation, biological process: endosomal transport; regulation of GTPase activity. Gene Ontology annotation, cellular component: centrosome; intracellular membrane-bounded organelle; cytoplasm. The transcript is spliced from 35 exons. Bases 486 to 5432 code for a protein of 1648 amino acids.